Messenger RNA from Trypanosoma conorhini, 3036 nucleotides. Its product is annotated as valine--tRNA ligase. The transcript has a single exon. Gene Ontology annotation, molecular function: aminoacyl-tRNA deacylase activity; ATP binding; valine-tRNA ligase activity. Bases 1 to 3036 code for a protein of 1011 amino acids. Gene Ontology annotation, biological process: valyl-tRNA aminoacylation. The record is from RefSeq and is a predicted model, not a curated record. NCBI's taxonomy places the organism in Eukaryota, Euglenozoa, Kinetoplastea, Trypanosomatida, Trypanosomatidae. Gene Ontology annotation, cellular component: cytoplasm; cytosol.
AUGUUUGCUCGUGUGCAUGUUGCUCGCUUUUCACAGAAGGAAUCUAGCGCAUUUGGCAUUUCAGUUUUGUUUUUGCUACUCAGCACGUUUCGUGGGCGAAUUUCUCUGAUGAAGCGGCUGCCCCCGCUGAUGGCCGCGGCCUACAGUCCCAAAGAUGUGGAAAGUGAAUGGUAUGAGUGGUGGGAAAAGUCCGGCUUCUUCCACCCUGCAUCCGAUGUGGGCCGCAAGCACAAUGGCAAGACGUUUGUCAUUGUAUCUCCUCCACCCAAUGUCACUGGGUAUUUGCACCUUGGCCACUCCUUAACGGGGUCUGUGCAGGACACACUUAUUCGAUUCCACCGCAUGAAGGGCGACAACACCUUGUAUGUUCCUGGGACAGAUCACGCCGGUAUUGCCACGCAAGUGGUUGUGGAGAAACGCCUUAUGCGUGAAACCGGUGAGACGCGUUACGACCUUGGUCGAGAAGAGUUUCUCAAACGUGUGUGGGAAUUUAAAGAAAACCACGCCGGUGUGAUUACACGGCAGCUGCGGCAAAUUGGCCUCAGUUUGGAUUGGUCGCGAGAGCAUUUUACGAUGGAUAAACACUGUGCGGGGGCGGUAGUGGAGGCUUUCGUGAGGCUGCACGAGGAUGGCCUGGUGCACCGCUCCACCCGCCUUGUGAACUGGUGCUGUGCGCUACAGAGCGCCAUCUCUGACUUGGAGGUGGAGUUUGUGGAUGUGCCCAAGAAUACUAAACUUGCCGUUACUGGCUAUGACAAGAAGGUCGACAUGGGUGUGCUAACGCACGUUGCCUACAAGUUUGAGGACAGUGAUGAUGAGAUUGUUAUUGCCACGACUCGGCCAGAGACCAUUCUGGGCGAUACGGCGGUUGCCGUCCACCCUGACGAUGAGCGCUAUAAAAAGCACCAUGGGAAACGCUUGAGGUGUCCUUUCCGCGAUGAGACCAUUCCGCUGAUCCUCGACCCUGUCUUGGUUGACGUGAGCUUUGGCACAGGCGCCGUAAAAAUUACCCCCGCACAUGAUCCAAAUGACUUUGAGGCGGGCAUUCGACACAAUUUGCCGCAACUCACCAUGAUGGACCUACAUGGACGAAUUUCCAUGGAUGGCCCGUUUAAAGGAAUGCAUCGCUUUGACUGCCGUCGCGAAAUUGUGAAGGCGCUUGAGCGGAUGGGCCUUCUACGCGAGGUGGUCCCCUACGAGUACCGUGUUGGUCGCUGCAGUCGUACAGGCGACAUUGUGGAGCCGCUGCUGAUGCCACAGUGGUUUGUCGACUGCAAGGAAAUGGCGCGUAAGUCGGUGGAGGCGGUGCGUAACAAGGAACUGCGUUUGUACCCCGCCUCGCACGAGGCGGUUUGGUUUCACUGGUUGGAGAACAUAAAGCCAUGGUGCGUUUCUCGUCAGCUGUGGUGGGGGCACCGCAUUCCCGCAUACAAGUGCCUAGGCGUGGAAGCAUCCGACCCCGAAGAUCUCUGGGUGGUGGCUCGCAACAUUGAGGAGGCGAAGUCCAAGGCACGUGCAAGGUUUAACCUGACCGAUGCCGAAUUGGAGCAAUUGGUACUGGAACAAGACCCGGAUGUGCUUGACACAUGGUUUAGCUCUGCCAUGUGGCCUUACUCCACACUCGGCUGGCCAGGGGACACAGACGACAUGCACAGGUUCUUCCCUGGAAACUUGAUGGAGACCGGCCACGACAUCCUCUUCUUUUGGGUGGCACGCAUGGUGAUGACAUCGCUGCAGUUCACGGGGAAAUUGCCCUUCUCCGAGGUAUUUCUGCAUGCCAUGGUGCGGGACAAGAAUGGUGAGAAGAUGAGCAAGUCGAAGGGAAAUGUGAUUGACCCACUUUUUAUUAUCCACGGCGUCACCCUUGAGGAACUCCACGCCACGGUGACGAACGGCAACCUGGAGGAUAAGGAAGUUCCCCGAGCGCUAAAGUUGCAGAAGGAAACCUUCCCGAAUGGUAUUCCUGAGUGCGGUAGCGAUGCGCUCCGGUUUGGCCUUCUUUCCUACACGCAAUCAGGAAGGAGCGUCAACCUUGACAUUGACCGCAUCGUCGCCUACCGCCAAUUCUGCAACAAGUUAUGGAAUGCGGUGCGGUACGUCCUCUAUCACGCUUUGGGAAGCGAGUACAAGCCGAGCCAGACAGUUAUUGAUGUUUCCAAUGUGGAGAAUUAUCCACUGGAGUGCCGCUGGAUUCUAUCCCGCCUCGAUGUAGCUGUGGAGGAGUGCAUCCGCGGCUUCUCAGAGGGUUCCUAUGACUUUGCCCUCGCCACCAACGCGGUCUACCGCUUCUGGUUGUACGAGCUGUGCGAUGUUUUCCUUGAGCUUUCGAAGGUUUCUAUUCAGGCUGGUGGCGGCAAAAAACAGCUGGUGCAGGAUGUGCUGCUGCACGUGGUGGAAGCCGCGCUCCGACUGCUGCACCCUAUGAUGCCUUUCCUCACAGAGGAGCUCUGGCAUCACCUGCCAAAUUACAAUAGCUUUGGAGUAGAGAGUAUCAUGCUCGCCCCGUAUCCUACUGUGGCUGGGUGGAGAAAUGACACGGUGGAGGAGCAGAUGAAGCUCAUGAUGGAUACAGUGCACAAUGUUCGUUCCACCAAGGCCUCCUACGCGCUUACGAACAAGCACAGGCCUGAUGUGUGGAUUACCGCCCAAACCGCCGAGGUGAGGCAGUUGCUCAUGGACCACGCGUACAUGGUCUCGUCUCUCGGUGUGGUGGGAAAUGUCUCUGUCAUUUCACCUGAGACGGCGGAGACAAGUGUUCCAAAGGGCUGCGGGUUUUCCGUGGUGAACAAGGAGGUGGGCGUCAACAUGAUGCUCCUUGGCUUCAUUGACGUGCAGAAGGAGGUGACAAAGCUCGAUAAGCAGCUUGGGGGGCUGCAAAAGCAGAUUGAGGGCCUCAAGAAGAAGAUGUCGAUUCCAAACUAUGACACGAAGGUCCCUGCCGAGGUGCGGGCUGCCAAUAGAGAGAAGCUGGAGACGCUCACGUGUCAGGAGAGGCAACUCCAAGAAGGCCUGGAGAAGAUGAAGGCCAUGCUUUAG